ACGUGGACCUACUUGCCCGCUCCACUACUCCAUAUCCGGCAGCUCCCCCACUACCGUCCCCGCAGGGCAACGCAGCGGCGGAUCGUUCCACCUACCCCAGCCGGCGAGUCAUCCUCGCCCGUCGGCGGAAGGCGGCCUUGUUCCGUAUGCGCUCUCCGUGAUCGUGUUGUUGUAUUUGGUAGCUGGCGGCGGCCGCCCCAUGUCCUGGCCGUGGGACGAGGUGGUGGAGUUCACCAAGGCGGCCCAGGGGAUGGGCUGCGACCCCUCCGGCUGGGCGGUGCAGGUCUCCUCCGCGCUGGCCGCACACGGCGUCGCGAUUCCGUCGCCGGAGCUGGCGCAGCUACUAGCAUCCCACCUGUGCUGGGAAAACGACGUGCCGCUCGCCUGGAAAUACGUCGAGAAGGCCCUCGCAGCCAACAUAGCGCCUCCCAUGCUUCUCGUGGCGCUCCUCUCCGUCAGGGUUAUUCCAAAUCGGCAUUAUAAGCCGGUGGCAUAUAGACUGUAUCUGGAACUUUUCCGGAGGCAUGCAUUUUCCUUCACAUCGCAGAUAAAGGGGUCACAUUUUAAGAAGACAAUGGCUUCAAUUGAUGAUAUUCUUCAUCUUUCUGAAAAAUUUGGUGUUCAAGCAUGUGAACCAGGAGCCUUAGUAGUUGAGUAUGUCUUUGCCAUUUUAUGGCAGUUACUUGAUGCAACCUUAGAUGAUGAAGGGUUGCAAGAAAUAACACCUGUGAAGAACCCCGAGUGGGUAACUAAGACCCAAGACAUGGAGAUAGAGGGAGAAGUUGCACUCAGUGAGAAAAAAACUGAAUACAAUGAAAAGCUGCAGACACUAAAUACCAUAAUGGCAAUUGAAGUAGUUUGGCAUUUUCUGCAUCAGAAAGUAAUUUCCAAGCUUCUCUCCUUGGCACGUGAAAACAUGCCAUCUCAUUGGGAUGCUUUCACUCAUCAUUUAAACUUACUAGCGACAAGCUCCUCAGCAUUGCGUAACUCAACAGUAUCACCUGAAAAAUUGCAGUUCUUCAUUAUUGACACUUCACGAUUUGGCAGAGAAGGAAAAUCUAGACAUUGCCAUGCAGUUUCCACUGUAGUUUCUUCUGGUUCUUUAACAUCUUCUGGUGGUCAUGGCCCAGGAUAUAGUAAUUGUUCCCUCUGGAUUCCCAUAGAUUUAUAUCUUGAAGACUGUCUUGAUGGAUCAGUUGCUGCUACAGACGCAAUUGAAGUCCUUAGUGGUUUAAUCAAGGCUCUUCAUGCAUUUAAUGGUAGCACCUGGCAUGAUGCAUUUCUGGCAAUUUGGAUGGCUUCCCUUCGAUUUGUACAAAGGGAAAGGGAUCCUCUUGAAGGUCCAGUGCCCCACCUUGACACACGAUUGUGCAUGUUACUAUCAAUAACCACACUUUCCAUUGCUAACAUCAUUGAGGAAGAAGAAGCAACAGCUAUUGAUGUAGUAGAACCAAGCAACCAAUGGAAAGAAAAAACAUCUGUUGGGAGAUGCCGUAAAGAUCUAGUGUCUAGUAUAAAGAUUCUUGGUGAUUAUGAGAACUUACUGGUUCCUCCUCCAUCUGUUACAUCUGCAGCUAAUAAGGCUGCAGCAAAAGCUAUGUUGUUUGUUUCAGGUCUCGCAGGUGGCAGUGGACAUCCUGAGAGUGCCAUGAAUGACAAGACAGUAAAUUGCAUUGGCAAUAUGAGACAUUUGAUUGUUGAGGCUUGUAUUUCACGUAAUUUGUUGGAUACAUCAGCAUACUAUUGGCCAGGUUACAUUAGUGGACAUAUCAACCAGAUACCUCGUGCUUUGCCUAAUCAAGUUCCUAAUUGGUCUGCAUUGAUGAAGGGCGCACCUCUCACUUCGUCAGUGGUAAAUGCCUUGGUGGCAACUCCCGCUUCAAGCUUGGCAGAGCUUGAGAAGAUAUUUGAAAUUGCUAUUAAUGGAUCUGACAAUGACAAAGUAUCUGCUGCAACCAUCCUGUGUGGAGCCUCACUAGUUCGUGGAUGGAAUAUUCAGGAGCAUACUGUUCGUUUUGUUGCGAAGCUGCUUUCACCUUCUGUUCCUGCUGACUAUGCUGAAGCUGAAAGCCAUUUGAUUAGUCAUGGUCCUAUACUUAAUAUUGUUCUUACUGGAAUAUCAUCUGUCGACUGUGUCCAAGUCUUCUCAUUUCAUGGCUUGGUACCAGAACUUGCAGGAGCCUUGAUGGCAAUUUGUGAAGUUUUUGGAUCUUGCUUUCCUAGUAUCUCGUGGACCAGUACCACUGGGGAAGAGAUCUCCGUGCAUACAGUGUUCUCAAAUGCAUUUAUUCUUCUACUGAGAUUAUGGAAGUUUAAUCAUCCACCACUUGAAUAUUGCAUAAUGGGAGAUGAAGCUCCAGUUGGCUCACAAUUGACUCCUGAGUUCCUUCUUUUGCUCCGUAAUUCACGUGUUUUAUCAAAUGGAAAGAUAACAAAGAACAGAAGCAGCUCUGAACCACUCUCAGCUGCCACAAGUUCAUCCUCUAUGCAGCCCAUUUUUAUGGAUUCAUUUCCAAAACUAAAGACAUGGUACCGACAGCAUCAGGCAUGUUUAGCAUCAACACUCUCUGGACUUGUUCACGGAACUCCAGUUCAUCAAAAUGUAGAUGUUCUUCUCAACAUGAUGUUUGGGAAAUUCACCGGAGGGAGUAACCAAACAAUUGUGUCUGGAACAUCUGGAAAUAGCAAUUUAAGCAGUUCAUCUGGCCCUGCUGAUGACAUCUCCUCUAGACCCAAGUUAGCUGCCUGGGAUAUUAUGGAAGCUGUUCCUUUUGUAGUUGAUGCUGCUCUUACUGCUUGUUCCCAUGGAAGGCUAUAUCCACGGGAAUUAGCUACAGGCCUCAAAGAUCUUGCUGAUUUCCUUCCUGCAUCUCUGGCCACCAUCGUGAGUUACUUCUCGGCUGAAGUAACUCGUGGUGUUUGGAAGCCAGCUUAUAUGAAUGGAACAGAUUGGCCUAGCCCUGCUGCAAAUUUGUCCAGUGUCGAGGAGAAUAUCAAAAAAAUAGUGGCCACCACCGGUGUUGAUGUCCCUAGUCUGGUUGCAGGAGGAAGCUCGUUGGCUACUCUUCCACUACCUUUAGCAGCAUUUGUCAGCCUCACGAUUACUUAUAAACUCGACAAAGCCUCGGAGCGAUUCCUUAACCUUGCUGGUCCGGCGUUGGAGAAUCUCGCAGCUAGUUGUCCUUGGCCAAGCAUGCCGAUCGUUGCUGCCUUGUGGACCCAAAAGGUGAAGAGAUGGACUGAUUUCCUAGUGUUUUCUGCAUCCCGUACCGUCUUCCACCACAACAAAGAUGCAGUUGUUCAGCUUCUCAAAAGUUGUUUCAGUGCGAUGCUCGGUCUAUCUCCUCAAAUACCAAACCAUGGAGGUGUGGGCGGACUUCUUGGACAUGGAUUUGGUUCUCAUUUUUCUGGUGGUCUUUCCCCUGUUGCUCCGGGAAUCCUCUAUCUCCGAGUCUACAGAUGCAUCAAGAACAUCUUCCUACUAACCGAAAUGACACUCUCCCUAUUAAUGGCCUCAGUUAAAGACAUCAUGGGAACUGUAGUUUCAAAGGAGACAUCUGAGAAACUGAAGAAAACAAAGUACGGGAUGAAAUAUGGUCAGGUCUCACUUGCCGCCGCAAUGGCACGUGUUAAAGCAAUAGCUACUCUUGGAGCCACAUUUGUGUGGCUAUCUGGUGGAUCAGGUAUCGUCCAGUGUCUGCUUCAAGAGAUGCUCCCUUCAUGGUUCAUCUCAGCCCAUGAGUUAGAUGAGGAAGGAGGCAAUGGGGGUAUCGUAUGUAUGCUGAUCGGACAUGCACUGGCUUACUUUUCUGUCCUCUGCGGAAUGUUUGCCUGGGGCAUUGACUCAGUAUCCGUCUCUAAGCGUCGCGCAAGGGUCAUCACAUCGCACAUGGAGUUCUUGGCGAGCGCAUUAGAAGGGAAGAUCUCAUUAGGAUGUGAUUGGGUGCUAUGGCGUGCUUAUGUUUCUGGGUUUGUGAGUUUAGUGGUGGAUUGCGCGCCGAGUUGGGUGCUCGAGGUUGAGCUGCAUGUUUUGACGAGUGUCAGUCAAGGGCUGAAGCAAUUGAAUGAGGGUGAGCUUGCGCUUGCACUUCUCAAGAAAGGUGGAGUUAUGGCAAUGGGCGCGGCUGCUGAACUGAUCUUGGCUAGUGAAUAAUGCUCUUACGCUGCCCAAGAUGAGUUAGUUUCCCUUCUGUUCUUCUUCCUUAAAUUUGGCAUUGCUAAGCUUACAAUGGCUAUAUCCAAUUUCUAUUUAAGCGUGCUGUUUUAUAAGUUACUUAUGGAUUGCAUUUCACCUACCUGAUCUUGUUCACAACUUUAACUGAGAUCUUGUUCACAAUUUUUUAUGUUGGGAAUUUUGCAAAAGCAUCAACUUUCUAA
This is a messenger RNA of Zingiber officinale, 4377 nucleotides long. Its product is annotated as mediator of RNA polymerase II transcription subunit 33A-like. The transcript has 12 exons. Gene Ontology annotation, biological process: regulation of phenylpropanoid metabolic process. The record is from RefSeq and is a predicted model, not a curated record. Gene Ontology annotation, cellular component: mediator complex. Lineage: Eukaryota; Viridiplantae; Streptophyta; Magnoliopsida; Zingiberales; Zingiberaceae. The coding region runs from base 200 to 4153 and encodes 1317 amino acids.